UCUCGCGAGUUUUCACUUACAUUUUAAACGCGGGAGCCAUCCGCUAAAGACUGAACGUUAUGCCAUGGAUUCUGUAGAUGAGGAUCUGUCUGCUCGAAUUCUCCUGCAAAAUGUAAUUCAAACGGAGUCCUCCAGGUCCCCAAUUACCCGCAGUGCCUCCCAGGCUCAGUUCCAGUCCCCUGUGUCCAGAGUCAGACAUAGUAUCAGACUAAGGAGGAGUGAUGUUGGGGCCCUUACCCCACAGGAGGCCCUCAAACAGAGCAUCAAAAAGAAGCUUCGUGAGAGCACUUCCAGGUCUUCCCUGCCAGAGCCACCCAGUAAGAGGUGGGCUGUAUCAGAGGGAGUCGGGAAGAUAAACACGCCUGCACCAGCCACAGCCUCACUUCUCUAUGACGAUGACAUCACACCUAGAUACCUACUCAGGGGGAUCCUGCAGACAGAGCCGGAGACAUCCCUUCUGGUUCAGGACCGGCCAGUCAGGAAGGAGCCAGAGCUGUCCUCCACAAACUCCAGUCUUCACAGCAACCGCCCAAGUACAGGGCUGUCUGACUUGGAUCUCCAUGACAUGACCACCACAGUAAACCUGUCAAAUACGGUGAAGGGACUAAGCAGGAAGCGACCAUGUCGGAGUCUCAACAUAACAGCAUUCAACAGGCAGCUUGAACAUGAAGAAAAAGACCUCUCAUCCCUGUCUUCUGCCUCUCCAAGCUCUAUCACCUUCUCUCUGAAAACACCCUUUAUGGACAUUCGGACUGAGAAAAGGAGAUUUCAAAGGAAGGUAGCAAAUCGUAAAAAAAUUUGCCCUGAGGAGUUUGACGAGGCCCUACGGAAUCGACAGGCGGCAAUGGGUGGAGGCCCUGAGCUGAGUGUUAGGGAGGAUCAACAGGGUCUCAGUGAGACUGUUCGUUCUGAGGGGUUCACCUUGGGACUGAGUGACCUCACCGCUCCUGACAUCACCCAUGACAUCAUCACCAGCAAAACAGAGCUCUACGCCCCGCCUGAUGGCACAGCAACAACCUUCACUAUCGCCACCCAGGACAAAGACACCAUCACAGGCACACAGAUCCAGCGAGAAAUGGGAGGAAUGAAGGAUGAGGAGGAGAAAGAUAUGGAGGUGGUAGGGGAACAAAAUGAGUACACGAUGGAAAUAGACAACAAAGAUGGAGAGGAUUUGGCUGUUGAUGCUGGGCAGAGAGAGGCCUUGGUGAGACAGCAGGAGUCCAAAUCACAGACCGAAGAGGUAGCUGACUCCCGGACAGGAGAAGAUGAGGAGCUGGCUAAAUCUCAAACAGAAGGAGAGGUAGCCGAGUCUCCGACAGAAGGAGCGGUAGCCGAGUCUCCGACAGAAGGAGCGGUAGCCGAGUCUCCGACAGAAGGAGCGGUAGCCGAGUCUCCGACAGAAGGAGCGGUAGCCGAGUCUCCGACAGAAGGAGCGGUAGCCGAGUCUCCGACAGAAGGAGCGGUAGCCGAGUCUCCGACAGAAGGAGCGGUAGCCGAGUCUCCGACAGAAGGAGCGGUAGCCGAGUCUCCGACAGAAGGAGCGGUAGCCGAGUCUCCGACAGAAGGAGCGGUAGCCGAGUCUCCGACAGAAGGAGCGGUAGCCGAGUCUCCGACAGAAGGAGCGGUAGCCGAGUCUCCGACAGAAGGAGCGGUAGCCGAGUCUCCGACAGAAGGAGCGGUAGCCGAGUCUCCGACAGAAGGAGCGGUAGCCGAGUCUCCGACAGAAGGAGCGGUAGCCGAGUCUCCGACAGAAGGAGCGGUAGCCGAGUCUCCGACAGAAGGAGCGGUAGCCGAGUCUCCGACAGAAGGAGCGGUAGCCGAGUCUCCGACAGAAGGAGAGGUAGCCGAGUCUCCGACAGAAGGAGAGGUAGCCGAGUCUCCGACAGAAGGAGAGGUAGCCGAGUCUCCGACAGAAGGAGAGGAGGAGGAGAUGACUGAAUCUCAGACAGAAGAUGUAGCAGAUGAAGGGAGACAGGUAGUGGAAAAAGGCUUGACAUCACAGAGUUUCGUACACAACGCGAUGCACAUCAGUCGGAGAGCUUAUUGCUCAGAGGGUGGUGUCAAGGUUGCUGGAGUGAUGGAAGGAGGGAGGGGCUACAAGAGCAUGGGAGCAGAGCUCCAUCCUACAGAGACUGGGUGCGCAGGCAGAAGGUCAGAGGGGGAUCCUGCUGGUGAGUGGCACAGCGGGCCGGAGGUGGGAGCUAGUGAGAGCGCCCACAGCCGCACAGUAACCCUUGGCAGCGCCCCUCCCUCCCCGUUGCCCCAGGAAGAUGAGCUGGAAGGUUUGAGUAGAACAGGCACCAGCCUUGGAAAUGAGGAGAUGGAGAACUCAAUGCCUUCUUUAGAGAUGACCUUUGUACCUGAGAACAAUGCCCCUCAUAGUAGCAUUUCAUCCCUGCACCCCAUCACUGCCCAGAGCCCAGCUGACCAUGAAGAGGACUGGGAUGAUGUGGAAGAGGGGGAUGGUAUCCAGAGUGAAGAGCUGUCCAUGAAGACACCUGCGUUUGUCAGAGAGAAGAGGAAUGCUCUGCCUAUUGACCCCCUGGCCUCACCUACUAUUCUCAAAGACCUUCAACCAAGUGUUUCGGCCGGUGCUGCAGCUGCGGUGAAGCCCAAAGCGGUGAGGGGAAAGCGGACUGGAUCGGCCAAGAAGGAUCCUGGUCUCUCUAAGAGCUACAUCAUGAGCGUGUUCAAACACUUUGCCAAGACCAAGGUGUCUACAGAUGUCUACCCUGUCCUAAAGGAGAUAAUGGAGCUCUACUUUGACCGACUAGCUGAUGACAUGAUGUUUGCUGCUCACGCCAAGAGGAAGACCAUUGAGGUAGAGGAUGUAGAGCUGCUGAUGCGGAGACAGGGGUUUGUGACUGACAGCAUGCCAGUCAAUGUGUUGAUUGAGAAAUAUCUCCCAAUGGAAUCCCGGAAGCUCCUCAUUCCUAUGGCAACAAGUGGUAACUACGUCAUUCCCAAACCGGGGAGAAAAUGACUAGCCUAUAGUGAAAAUGAUGUUUUAUAUUUUAUUGAAUAUCUAUUAACAGCUGUUAAUUUAUUAUUUGUAGACACUCAUUCAAACACAGCCAGGACAAGACCAUGUAACCUGGUGUAAAUGUGUUUUUGAUUGAAUAUGGCUUCGUCUUUUGUUUUGUUUGUUUAUAUUUGUCAAAUAUUACUACAAUAAAAUGUAUUUGAUUUAA
Oncorhynchus gorbuscha (pink salmon) is the source of this 3191-nucleotide messenger RNA. RefSeq names its product centromere protein T-like. Gene Ontology annotation, molecular function: protein heterodimerization activity; DNA binding. Gene Ontology annotation, biological process: kinetochore assembly; chromosome segregation; mitotic cell cycle. Gene Ontology annotation, cellular component: kinetochore. The transcript is spliced from 14 exons. NCBI's taxonomy places the organism in Eukaryota, Metazoa, Chordata, Actinopteri, Salmoniformes, Salmonidae. The record is from RefSeq and is a predicted model, not a curated record. The coding region runs from base 65 to 2983 and encodes 972 amino acids.